AUGACGCCAACCGUGUCUGUGAUCGCGGCGAUGACCCCGAAGAGGGGCAUCGGGAUGAACAACAACCUUCCCUGGCCUCGCUUGCGGGUCGAUUUCAAACACUUUUCGCGCGUAACAACGAUGACCUGCCGCCCGUGCGGAGGCUUCGCCACGAAGCUCGCCAAGAUGGGUGAAGCGGGAGUCCCCUCUCCGGCCCUCGCUGGCAAGAGAGUCAACGCCGUUGUCAUGGGAAGGAAAACGUGGGAAAGCAUUCCGCCGAAGCAUAGACCCCUCACUGACAGACUUAACGUUAUCGUUUCUUCUACCCUCAAAGAAGAGGACUUGAACGCAGAAAAAACACAAGCUGGGGAGGUCAGCCGCGUGCGCGUCUGCCCCUCCCUCCCUGCAGCGCUGCGCCUGCUUGAGGAGGAGUACGAAGACUCUGUUGACCAGAUUUUUGUCGUCGGAGGAGCUGCGCUGUAUGCGGCUGCUCUCUCGUUGGGCAUCGUCUCGCACAUCUACGUGACGCGCGUUGCACGGGACUUCCCCUGUGACGUCUUCUUCCCUUCCUUUCCCGGAGACGAGAUCCUCGCGAACAAGCCCGCGGCUGCUGCAUCUGCGGCGUCUCCGGCGCCUGUGUUCGUUCCGUUCUGCCCCGAGCGCGGCUCCGAGAGAGGCAACGAAGCGACCUACUGCCCCAUCUUCAUCUCGAAGACCUACUCGGAGCACGGGGUCCCUUACGACUUUGUCAUUCUCGAGAAGAGAAACACGCACGACAGCGCCGCGACCGCGGAUGCUGACCAAGUGAGCCAGAACAGAGCGUGCAGCAGCAGGGGCGGAGAGACUACCAGCGAAGGGGACGCGAGUCUCUCUUUGGCUGCUGCAGCGGCCGCGCCGGUCCUAGCGUGGAUGGCGGAGGAAGAGGCAGCUAACAACGAGAAGAAAGAAAUCAUUCAGGCUGUGCCUCACGUCCGCUUCAGACACCACGAGGAGUUUCAGUACCUCGACCUCAUCGCGGACAUCAUCAACACCGGCGUCAGCAUGGACGACCGCACGGGCGUCGGUACGAUUUCCAAGUUCGGCUGCACCAUGCGCUACUCGCUGGAUAAGACUUUUCCGCUGCUUACCACGAAGCGUGUCUUUUGGAAAGGAGUCCUCGAGGAGCUGCUCUGGUUCAUUCGCGGUGACACGAACGCCAACCACCUGUCUGAGAAAGGCGUGAAGAUCUGGGACAAGAACGUCACGCGCGAGUUCCUAGACUCGCGAAAUCUGCCUCAUCGCGAAGUCGGCGAUAUCGGCCCGGGCUACGGCUUCCAGUGGAGACACUUUGGGGCAGCGUACAAGGACAUGCACACCGACUAUACAGGCCAGGGUAUUGAUCAACUGAAGAUCAUCAUCGACCGACUGCGGACAAACCCGACGGACCGCCGCAUGCUCAUGACGGCUUGGAAUCCUGCAGCCCUGGACGAGAUGGCGCUGCCGCCAUGUCACCUGCUGUCUCAGUUUUACGUGAACGACAAAAAGGAGCUCUCCUGCAUCAUGUAUCAGCGCUCCUGCGACGUCGGGCUCGGCGUUCCAUUCAACAUCGCCUCCUACUCGCUGCUCACGCUGAUGGUCGCCCACGUCUGCGGCCUGAAGCCCAAGGAGUUCGUCCACGUCAUGGGCAACACGCACGUCUACUCCACCCACGUGGAGGCGCUGAAGGAGCAGCUCAAGCGAGAGCCGCGGCCCUUCCCGGUGGUCAGGAUCCUGAACACGGAACGCAUCAAGGAGAUCGAUGACUUCAAGGCGGAAGACUUCGAGGUUGUGGGCUACGUGCCUCACGGCCGCAUUCAGAUGGAGAUGGCGGUCUGA
Molecule: messenger RNA, 1833 nt
Organism: Besnoitia besnoiti
Lineage: Eukaryota; Apicomplexa; Conoidasida; Eucoccidiorida; Sarcocystidae
Product: bifunctional dihydrofolate reductase-thymidylate synthase
Exons: 10
Coding region: 1-1833 (610 amino acids)
Biological process (GO): one-carbon metabolic process; dTMP biosynthetic process; tetrahydrofolate biosynthetic process
Cellular component (GO): cytosol; mitochondrion
Molecular function (GO): thymidylate synthase activity; dihydrofolate reductase activity
Source: RefSeq, a predicted model, not a curated record